Lotus japonicus is the source of this 994-nucleotide messenger RNA. RefSeq names its product bidirectional sugar transporter SWEET4-like. The record is from RefSeq and is a predicted model, not a curated record. Bases 103 to 831 code for a protein of 242 amino acids. Gene Ontology annotation, molecular function: sugar transmembrane transporter activity. Gene Ontology annotation, biological process: carbohydrate transport. NCBI's taxonomy places the organism in Eukaryota, Viridiplantae, Streptophyta, Magnoliopsida, Fabales, Fabaceae. Gene Ontology annotation, cellular component: membrane. The transcript is spliced from 6 exons.
AUAUUUUCUUUACCUCUCUCUUUUGUUUGUCUCUUUCUCUCUCCCUUUCAGUGAAUUUGUGAUUGCAAUUGCAGUGACUCUGCAGAAGAAAGAGCUUACAAGAUGGGAACCGCUGCAAUAGCUCGUAACAUCGUUGGCAUCAUCGGCAAUGUCAUCUCCUUCGGCUUGUUCUUCUCACCAGCUCCAACAUUCUAUGGAAUUAUAAAGAAGAAAUCCGUGGAGGAGUUCAAACCCGAUCCUUACCUAGCUACGCUAAUGAAUUGUGCGUUUUGGGUGUUUUAUGGAUUGCCUUUUGUGCACCCACACAGCCUUUUAGUCAUCACUGUUAAUAGCGUUGGACUUGGAUUCGAGGUCGUUUAUCUCACCAUAUUUUAUAUCUACUCCACUAAGAAAGGACGGAAAAAAAUACUGCUUUUUCUGCUAAUUGAGGCUAUUUUCUUUGCUGCCAUUGCUCUUAUAACAAUGCUGGCCUUGCAUGGCACUCGCAAAAGGUCUUUAGUGGUUGGUGUUCUAUGUGAUGUCUUCAAUGUGAUGAUGUAUGUCUCUCCUCUUACAAUCAUGGCCAAGGUGAUAAAAACUAAGAGCGUGAAGUAUAUGCCAUUUUGGCUCUCACUGGCUAACUUUCUUAAUGGUGUGGCUUGGACGACAUAUGCUCUUAUUCACCCCUUUGACAUUUAUGUCCUGGCGGGCAAUGGUAUUGGAGUAAUCUCUGGACUUGUUCAACUUAUACUAUAUGCUUGCUAUUUCUCUUACAAAGGUGAUGGUGAAGGCGACGAUAAGGAGAAUGUCGACGUUCAGCUCUCUACGUUAAACGGAAGCGUUGCAAUAUGAUGAACACCAAAUAAUUAUAAUAUUGAAUCUUUGUUACCUCUGUUGCAAAUGCACUAAUAAUUGGAUAUUUAUAGUAUGUGUUUCCUAUAACUCCUUAAAACUAUACGCGCUUUAUAUACAUUCAUGGAAAAGAAAAUGAUAUUUGUCCUCUUCCAUUAUUUAC